UUAUUCAUUUAAAAUUUAAACAUUUGAAUAAUUAUUUUUUAAAUUGUUAUUUUCUAAAAAUUAUUGUAAUGCAUUUAAAAACUAUACUAAUCUUUUGUGCAGUAUGUUUUUUUACCGAUACAUUGAGUGACGGACUUAAUGCAAUCCAAAUACAAUGCUUGCAAAUAUUGGUAAAAAAUUAUAAUGAUAAAGAAAUGGUAAAAAAAGUGAUAAAAGCUUUUAAUGUCAAUGAAGAAUACGAUUAUAACACUGAAGAUAAUGAAUGUAAAAGAGUUUACGAGAUUCUAUACUUUAUGCAUCAAUAUGAUAAGGCGGGUGAUGGUAUAACUCUACCUGGUGAUCAAAAAGAAAUAAUAAAACUUGAUAAAAAUGAGUUAGAAAGAGUGUUCGGUCAUUAUUGUGAAAUUGGCUUAGAAGACAUUGGUUUUAUAGACUAUAAGUAUUACCUUAAGUUGAUUGAUUCAAUUGGCUACAGUAGUCUUAUUAAAAAUAAUGAUUUACUGAAUAAUUGGAAGAGUACCAUUCAGGAAGAACAUAAAUACGAUUUAGGCGAUGUAAUGAUAAAAUUAUUAGAGUACCAGUCACAAUUUUAUGAUCUAAGAUUUGGUAAAAUGGAAGAUCUGGAAAUGUUCGACGAAUUUAUUAAAUAUAGCAUACGUGAUGACACUUCUGAUCAAAAAAUGCCUAAAUUACAAUUACUAUUAAAUUGUUUUUUAGUACAUUUGUAGAAAAACCCACUAACAUUGUUUUUUGAAAGGUGUCUCAGUUAAAUUUUAUUAUAUGUCAAGUUCAUAUUGGCGUCUACUUUAUUGCAUAUUGUUAUAAAUAUUUAACACACUUAUAAAAAAGUUUAAUCAUAAUUUUGUUCUUAAAACAGCAUUUAAAAGGAAAAUGUCAUAUUAAUAGUUUAAAACAAUCUACUAAACAGUUUGGACUCAUAACCUUUUAUCCACCCACAAUCCAUUUUUAACUUGUAGAUAUAUUUUUACUAUUUGUUUUCAUGCUAGUCGAUUGCACGUAGUUAUUCAAAUAUGUAUAUUGUGUUACCUAUUCAAAAAUAAUAGGUAUUACAUUUUAAUGUACUUCACAAUUUAUAUGUCAUAUAUUCAAAAUGUAAUUUUUAAUACUAAUAUAAAAUUUUAAAAAAUUCUAA
This is a messenger RNA of Daktulosphaira vitifoliae (grape phylloxera), 1153 nucleotides long. RefSeq lists its product as uncharacterized. Lineage: Eukaryota; Metazoa; Arthropoda; Insecta; Hemiptera; Phylloxeridae. Bases 69 to 728 code for a protein of 219 amino acids. The record is from RefSeq and is a predicted model, not a curated record. The transcript is spliced from 6 exons.